UGAGGAUAGCAACUUAGCCUCCAAACACCGAGUAGGGAAACCCAACUCAUAGCAUCUCAUAUCAGCCCCGAACAGCCCGUGGCCCUAACACUCAUCUUCUUGUUCGGCCAAACCACUUACACCGUAAUACCAUUGGGUUCCAUUCGACUUUCUAUUUUUCAGCUUUAUUCAUUCGCAUUCGCAUCCCUCUCUCUCAGUCUUUAAUAAGUUUUCGUCGCUGUCGCUGAAAAAUAAUAUUUGCAUUCAUGGCUUUGUUUGCACUGCCAUUUCAUUCGGAAUCUCGUCUUUAAUAAGUUUUCGUCGCUGUCUCUGCGGGGAAGACAAUGCACAGGGCAAGCUCUCGUUUGGGAUCAAUAGCUGACUCGAUAUAUAGGUUCCGGCCGCACGAACAUGUGCGAAAACAAGAUGCUGGCAAAUUGGUAUUCCAUCGGGCUUUUCUCAUCUCCAAUGGUAGUGAAAUUUUGGGAAAUGGAGCAGAUUCAACUACGUUCAUGCAGAUGCAGAUUGUCGAUGCACUUCGUCUGGGUGAUAUAAAUAGUGCAUCAAACCUGCUUAUGGAUCUUGGCCAGGAAAAGCACUCUUUAACUGCGGAUAGUUUUGUUCCCAUUUUAAGCUACUGUGCAAGAUCCCCUGAUCCCCUAUUUGUCAUGGAGACUUGGAAAAUAAUGGAAGAAAGAGGAAUUUUCCUAAAUAACACAUGCUCCUUACUUAUAAUAGAAGCACUCUGUAAAGGGGGUUACUUGGAUGAGGCAUUUGGUCUAAUAAAUUUCCUAGCAGAAAGUCAUGUCAUGUUCCCUGUUCUGCCUGUGUACAAUUGUUUCUUGAGAGCCUGUGUCAAAAGGCAAAGUAUGGUUCAUGUUAGUCAAUGUUUGGAUCUUAUGGAUCACAGAAUGGUCGGGAAGAAUGAAGCUACAUAUUCUAAGCUACUCGAGCUUGCGGUUUGUCAGAAAAACUUGUCUUCUGUGCAUGAAAUCUGGACAGAGCUUGUAAAAAAUUACAGUCCAAGUGUUUUAUCUCUGAGAAAGUUUAUAUGGUCAUGCACAAGGCUGGGAGACCUGAAAUCUGCAUAUACUGCACUGCAAAAGAUGGUGGCUUUGGCCACUGGAGCCACAGGAGGAAAGUCACCAUCUUUAAAAUUGGACAUUCCUAUACCUUCAAGAACUGAAUUAUAUUGUAACAAUUUUACUUUUGAGGAAAAUGGACCUUCUACUGAUGAGUUAUUCUGUAAGAAAUUGGUCCCCUGCAGUGGUGUGGUAGGGAAAAUUUCUGUCAACGGUAUGAAAUGUGGAGAAGUUGAAAGUGGUCCAUUGGCUUUGCCAAACAAUCACAGAAGCAGUUUUGUUAUGAAGGUAUUGAGAUGGUCGUUCAAUGAUGUGAUACACGCAUGUGCACGUACUAGGAACUGUGGUCUUGCAGAGCAGCUAAUGCAACAGAUGCAUGAACUCGGAGUGCAACCUUCACGCCACACAUUUGAUGGUUUUGUUAGAUCAGUUGUUUCAGAGAGAGGUUUCAGUGACGGCAUGAAAAUAUUGAAAAUAAUGCAACAGAGGGAAUUGGAACCAUAUGAUUCAACUCUUGCUGCUGUUUCAAUAAGUUGUAGCAAGGCGCUAGAACUUGACUUGGCUGAAGCUCUGCUCGAACGAAUUUCAACUUGUCUUUACCCACACCCCUUCAAUGCAUUUCUUUCUGCGUGUGACACGAUGGAUCAGCCUGAACGUGCGAUGCGUAUGUUUGCUAAAAUGAGACAAAUGGAGGUGCUUCCAGAUAUCAAGACCUAUGGGCUUUUAUAUUCUUUGUUUGGAAAUGUGAAUGCUCCAUAUGAGGAGGCGAGCAGAUUGUCACAGGUGGAUGCUGCCAAAAGGAUACGCAUGAUAGAGAUUGAUAUGGAAAAACAUGGGAUCCAACAUAGUCUUGUCUCUAUGAUGAACUUGUUGAAAGCUCUAGGCGCAGAGGGGAUGACGAAGGAGCUUCUUCAGUAUUUAAAUGUGGCGGAGAACCUCUUCUAUUACAAUCACACUUGUCUGGGGACGCCUGUUUACAACACAGUGUUGCAUUUUUUAGUUGAAUCCAAGGAAAUUCACAUGGCAAUAGAAGUAUUCAAUAAUAUGAAGCAUUCUGGUUUCUUUCCAGAUGCUGUGACAUUUGAGAUUAUGAUCGACUGUUGUAGUGUUAUGGGAUGCUUGAAAUCAGCUUUUGUUCUUCUCUCCAUGAUGAUCCGCUCAGGGUUUUGUCCACAGAUAUUAACUUAUACAAGUCUAAUAAAGAUUGUGCUGGAGUUUGAGAGAUUUGAUGAUGCCUUGAAUCUUUUGGAUCAAGCCAGUUCAGAAGGGAUUGAACUUGAUGUACUCAUAAUGAAUAAAAUCUUGCAAAAAGCUCGUGAAAAGGUAAGGGUUGAUGUGAUCGAGUUUGUCGUUGAGAAGAUGAACCGCAAAAGGAUCCAACCCAACCCUUCAACAUGCCAUGAUGUCUUCUCCACGUAUGUGAACCUUGGCUAUCACAGCACCGCCAUGGAAGCACUGCAAGUACUGAGUAUGCGUAUGUUAUGCAAAGAAGACGACACCUCUGUGACAGAAUAUAUAGAAAACUUUGUGCUUGCAGAAGACGCCGGAGCCGAUUCACGUAUUUUGGAAUUCUUCAAAUGCUCUGAAGAGAGCCUAAGUUUUGCCCUCUUCAACUUGAGAUGGUCUGCCAUGCUGGGAUAUUCACUCUGUUCUUCCCCUAGUCAGAGUCCAUGGGCAAUGAGACUUGCAAGUUCCUAUGAUGGCUACAGAAUCUCGUAAUGUGAAAUUCUUUGUUCUCCUCUGCCUAAGUCGAUCUUUUCAUUGUGUCGGCAAAUCAUGGUUCGUGUAAAAGAUAACAUUUUUGAGACGUGGAGUGUUGAUUCGACAUGGAAUCAGAACCAGAGAGAUUUAAAUUGUUGUAACUUUUUAUUGGAGAGCGUCGACAUGAAUAAAAAAAUUCUUUUUGUUUAAUCUCACGAAAUUAUUCUCAAUAGAUUGUUAAUUAGCAAGGCUUAAAUUA
This is a messenger RNA of Benincasa hispida (wax gourd), 3021 nucleotides long. RefSeq names its product Tetratricopeptide repeat (TPR)-like superfamily protein. Lineage: Eukaryota; Viridiplantae; Streptophyta; Magnoliopsida; Cucurbitales; Cucurbitaceae. Gene Ontology annotation, molecular function: protein binding. The record is from RefSeq and is a predicted model, not a curated record.